AGCGUUUGCAAAUCCAUAAUAAUGAAGUUUUUGCAUUAGAAUGUGCAACAAAAAUAAUGAUGUUUUUGCAUUAGAAUGUGCAACAAUCUAGUGUAUGCAAAUUCAUAAUAAUGAUAAUGUUUUUGUUAGUGUAUUUUAUUUUAACUUAUCACCUAUGUAGUACAUAGCUUUUAACCUAGUUUAGUUUGUAAAACGCGGGCAGCUAUAUUUCUUCCAUGCUCACAGCUAGUUUAUUUUAUUUUAAUUUAUUUUUUUAUUUUGGUUUUGGUUUUUGAAAUAUUUUGAAAAGAUCAUAAAAAGACUGAUUUUUUUUUUCAAUAUCACCGUUCACCAAUGUACCUUAACCUUAUAAAAUAUUUUAUAAUAAAAGCAAACCUAAAGAUCUUCAAAACUUGUUAAAAUAAUUACAAAAUCUAGUAAAAUGUACGUUUGUCAGGAAAAAAACUUUGGAGAAAGAAAAGAUUAAUUUUUUUUUCGUUUUUUUCCCUUCCGUCACGUGGAUAAUGAAGGAUUUGCGCAUAUGAGCACAAAGAUCAACAAUAAGAGCUCGCUCAUAGGCUGUGUACAUGGUGAGGAAACUAUCUGCAAACACCCAAAUACCCAAUAGCUUCAAUGGCUUCCGCCACUGUACGGCGGAUUUCUGAAUGUUUCGUUAAACCAGAUCUCCCCCCAGAUGCAAAGCAACCAAUCUACUUCACACCCUUUGAGCUCAUCUACCUCAACGCCAACUACAGCCAAAAAGGUCUUCUUUUUGCGAAACCAUCCCCACCGGAAAGUCAUCAUUUCUCCAUAACCACUUUCUUGGAAGACCUCCGGCGUUCUCUCUCCGCCACCCUUACCCACUUUUACCCCCUCGCCGCCCGUCUAGCCACUCGGAAAGAAGAAAACCCACCCUCCUAUGUUAUCUACAUAGACCCCGAAAACAGCCCCGGUGUGAAAUUUGCUCACGCGACGGUGGACAUAACUGUCUCCGACAUCCUUACCUCUACCGACGUGACUGAGCUUCUCGACGGCAUCUUCAUCGGUGGCUCCGUCAACCACCUUAUCGCCGACGGGACUUCUUUCUGGCAUUUCAUGGCUGCUUGGAGUGAGAUAUUUAGAUCUAAACAACAAGAUGAGUAUUCCAUCUCCCGUCCUCCGAUAUUCAAAAAGUGGGUCCUUGAAGGGUCAGAUCCUGUUAUCAAUCUUCCAUUUACACACCACAACCAAUUCAUUGAUCGACCAGAUCAACAAGCUAUGUUUCAAGAAAGAUUCUUCCAUUUCUCCUCAGCUAUAGUCUCGAGACUCAAAGCAAAAGCAAACGCUGAAUCCAACACUCAUAAAAUCUCAAGUUUACAGGCAGUGUCAGCACUUUUAUGGAGAUGCAUAACGCGAGUUCGAGGCCUAACACGUGAGAGUGAAACAGUCUGUAAACUUGUUAUUAGUAACCGGUGUAGACUGAACCCACCUUUAUCCGAUGAUUAUUUUGGUAACCCGAUUCAGUCAGUGAGUGGAACAGCAACUGUUGAGGAUCUAAUGACUCGAGGGCUCGGGUGGGCUGCUUUGCAGUUACAUGAAGCUGUGGCAAACCACGAUGAUACAGCGGUGAAGAAAUGGGUUGAGUCUUGGUUUAGAAGCCCAGUAGUAUAUAAACGGAGUCAACUGUUCCAUCCGAAUGUUGUGCACUUUGGGAGCUCUCCGAGGUUUGACAUGUAUGGGUGUGAAUUUGGGUUAGGGAAAGCGGUUGCGGCGAGAAGUGGGUACAUGAACAAAGCCGACGGGAAGAUGACAAUGUAUCCAGGUCAGGAAGGAGGCGGAAGCAUGGAUGUAGAAGUUUGUCUUUUGCCGGAAUAUAUGAUGGAUCUUGAAUGUGAUGAGGAGUUCAUAAUUGCUUUAAAGAGUAACUAACACGUCUUAAAGUAGUAUAGUUAAAGUUUAAACAACCUCCUUAGUUUGUAUCCUAUGUUUAUCUUUUGAUUUAUGUUGAACUAUGAUUUUAUUCGGCAAAUAUUAUGUGUGCCAAGUUAAAGUAACACCAUAUGAAUCAAUAAACCAAAC
Lactuca saligna is the source of this 2037-nucleotide messenger RNA. The record is from the annotation of a GenBank genome assembly. NCBI's taxonomy places the organism in Eukaryota, Viridiplantae, Streptophyta, Magnoliopsida, Asterales, Asteraceae.